GGUACCACGUGUCAGACCACCACAUGCGCCUGUCCGACCGGGACCAUCUAUCACUCGGGAGUCAAAAUGUGCAUUACCGACGGAAAGAAACUCAUCAGCGAGGUGUGCACGGCUGACUCUGACUGCUAUGAGGGAACCACGGAGUCCGAGUGUGUGGCGAAUACUGGAACCACCACCCCCAAGUACUGCCGCUGUAAAUCAGGCUACGUGCUCGAUAGCACAUACUUUUGCACGAAACCUAACCUAGACACUGCCUGUACGAGCGCGGUAGGCUGCGUUUCCAUGACGUCGACGUCAAUGUGGACAUCAUCGGGCCAAGUGUCUGAGACGUGCCAGAACAACAUGUGCGCCUGCCCCAGCGGAUCAGACAAAUUCACAUACACAUACAGCUCCGCUGAUUUCAAGAUCUGCCAGACCACGGCCACAGGUAGUAGCAACGACAAAGCGGACGGCGCGACCUGCACGGCGUCUAACACGUGCAAGUCGAAAGUGUGUUACCAGUGCCCCGGCGAUUCCACGAGCAAGUGUGUCACAAUCACCGCUGGUAAUGGCGCCGAUGGUAUUUCCGGUUUGGUUGUAUCGCUACUGGUUCCCUGUCUUCUUCUUCUGAAGUAAUGUGAUCAGCUGGUAACCAGCAGAAGUAGCCUCCAUUCAUCCGUACCAUUAAACCCAUCACCUGUGUUUGGAGAACUUUCGACUUUCCUUGGAAAUAAGCAACACAGGUGCACAAAAUGAACAGUUACAAGUUCUACUGGACUUAAAUAAAAUAAAAAUGUGUAACAUGUUUAAAGCAACAAAUGGCACCGAAACUGUCGCCGACCGUUAACACUUUAUGUUGAUAUUUUAUAGGUAUUUAUUCUUGUAGUCACAUAUAGUAACAAUUAUGUUUGUGCACGCCGCAUAAAGGAAAAAUCCAGCUUUUCUAGAAAACAAUAAUGCAUGAAAUUUCGACACUAAAGGAAAAAAAGUACUUAAACUAUAUUAUAACGAGUUUUCUUUCCAUCUUAU
Mya arenaria is the source of this 1008-nucleotide messenger RNA. RefSeq lists its product as uncharacterized. The record is from RefSeq and is a predicted model, not a curated record. Lineage: Eukaryota; Metazoa; Mollusca; Bivalvia; Myida; Myidae. The transcript has 5 exons. Bases 67 to 615 code for a protein of 182 amino acids.